CUUCUCGAGAGAUUGCUGUGGCGGAAGCCGGGAGCAAUUCAAUUCUCAAGCGGAGGUUGGAUAACACACACUCAGGCAGGUAGCGUAAGCACGGAAAAAUGAAGCCGUUGGGAUGGUGGCUGAUGCUGGUUGGCACGCUCCGAUUAGCCUCCGUCUGGUUCGGUUUCUUUGACAUUUGGGCUCUUCGACUUGCCGUCUUCUCUAACACAGAUAUGUCUGAAGUUCAUGGACGGACAUUUGGAGUUUGGACACUCUUGACCUGCACUCUUUGCUAUCUCUGUGCAUUCAACCUCGAAAAUAAGCCUCUUUAUCUGGCUACUUUCUUGUCAUUCAUCUAUGCAUUUGGUCAUUUCUUGACUGAAUACCUGAUUUAUCACACGAUGGCAAUUUCAAACCUGACCACCGUCGGCAUAUUUGCUGGAACUUCUAUAGUGUGGAUGGGCCUGCAGUGGAAUGCACACCAGAAUGUCCACUUAAAACAUUCUUAGUAGCAAGUGGCAGAUUAUCCAUGAUUUUUCAUGAUAAGCAGGAUUUUAACCAUGACAUAUCCUUCUGUGGAACAGAGCUGGAUCCAGGAUUAGUAAAAUUUUGAAAUGUUGCUUUCUCUUGAAAGGGGGACUAAAGUGUAUUCAUUUGUUGAAGGCGUUGGACGGC
This is a messenger RNA of Neltuma alba, 654 nucleotides long. Its product is annotated as ergosterol biosynthetic protein 28. Lineage: Eukaryota; Viridiplantae; Streptophyta; Magnoliopsida; Fabales; Fabaceae. Gene Ontology annotation, cellular component: endoplasmic reticulum; membrane. The record is from RefSeq and is a predicted model, not a curated record. Gene Ontology annotation, molecular function: protein-macromolecule adaptor activity. The coding region runs from base 99 to 488 and encodes 129 amino acids. The transcript has 3 exons.